Messenger RNA from Solanum tuberosum (potato), 402 nucleotides. RefSeq lists its product as uncharacterized. Lineage: Eukaryota; Viridiplantae; Streptophyta; Magnoliopsida; Solanales; Solanaceae. The record is from RefSeq and is a predicted model, not a curated record. The coding region runs from base 1 to 402 and encodes 133 amino acids. The transcript has a single exon.
AUGGGCUCUCCUCUUCCAGAUGCCACUGUUUAUCGCCGUUUGAUUGGACAACUGAAUUUUUUAACUCACACUAGACCCGAUAUUUCUUUUUCUGUCCAAUACCUUAGCCAAUAUAUGCAACAACCUCACCAGGCACAUCUUUCAGCUGCCCACAAUGUUCUGCGUUAUCUCCUUUCCGAUCCAGGCUUAGGAAUUUUUCUCAAUUCUUCCCCAUCUUUCACUUUGCUGGCUUUUUGCGACUCCGAUUGGGCUACAUUCCCCGACUCUCGCCGGUCAGUGAGUGGUUUCUACAUCAAUCUUGGGGGUAGUCCUAUUUCUUGGAAAUCGAAGAAACAAACUUCUAUUUCACUUUCCUCUGCAGAGGCUGAUACAGAUCCAUGCGGCGUGUUGUUGCAGAAUUGA